Messenger RNA from Gamsiella multidivaricata, 3023 nucleotides. Its product is annotated as kinase-like domain-containing protein. The coding region runs from base 101 to 2797 and encodes 898 amino acids. Gene Ontology annotation, biological process: signal transduction; protein phosphorylation. The record is from RefSeq and is a predicted model, not a curated record. NCBI's taxonomy places the organism in Eukaryota, Fungi, Mortierellomycota, Mortierellomycetes, Mortierellales, Mortierellaceae. The transcript is spliced from 8 exons. Gene Ontology annotation, molecular function: protein kinase activity; ATP binding; protein binding.
UUUUCUGAGGAGAGCGAUUGCUGUUGGAGGGUGGAAGGUGCUCUUGACCCAUGCCGCCCACACCUCGUUCCUUCCCACAACUCCCCUCCAUCUCUUGCCCAUGAGUUCAUCGCCACGCUCCUUCACCUUCUCGGCCUCCAGUGGCACGCCCACGCCCACCACCCCGACCUUCGACCUUCACUCCUACCCCAACGCAGCAUCCUACUAUGAAGUCCUCAGACAGUGGGACGACGAGAGCAUCGCUGUCUGGCUGCACGACAACAAGAUAAGCCAGUACGACAAGCUGUUUGUCGAACACUGCGUCCGAGGAGCCGCCCUUCUGGAACUUGAUCACUAUGCCCUCAAGGAGAUGGGCAUCUCUCAGCUCGCAGACAGAAUUAGAAUACUGACCGCCGUCAAGGCACUGCGCGUUCGCUGUCUCGCUGUUCACCCGCACACUAAUGGCAACAGUAACAACAGCAGCGGCCAUUAUCACAGCUCUAACAAGGAGAAGUUGGAGGUGCCGCCGAUGAACAAGAAGGAAUCAAGUGGACUCAGUUUGGGAGGCGAUGGUUCCUUCCUAAAGUCCUUGAAGAGGUCUGGGUCUUCAAAAGCCCUGAAUUUGAAGCGUGCCAACUCAAAGUCGCUGGCCAGAUCCAAUUCCAAGAAGCAGACCCAGUUUGAAGAACCCACUUCCCCGAGAACACCGAGAUCCUCGCAUGAAGGUGGUAUCAUGUCUCUGGAGUCUGUCAAACAUCGCUGCAUUAGGGUUUUUGAUGAUGGAGGUCAAUGCAGUAUUGUGAACGUUCACAAUGUUACCGACGCAGGAGGAAUCUACACACGGGUGCUUCACAAAUUCAACAUCACAGACGAGAUGGAAAAAUAUUCCAUCUUUACCCUCUCUGGCGAGACGGGCGAUGCGCGGAGCCUGGCGGACGACGAGCUGCUUAAUAUCUGCAAAAGUCUGGAUAGACCAGAGAAGGAGCGAUUGAUCCUGCGCAAGAAGCACCAGCCAGUCAGCCACGAUAUCCUCAAGCGACGUGGGACAGCAAAGAGGCCAGACAGAGGGGAGCUCGCUUCGCCCACGGCAAACUCCUUCAAAGAAUCAUCACGUAUGCAAACAUUCUUUGGACAACGUCCACCGGACGAGAUUAUUGAAAGUAACUUGGCAGAGUACUUUCCUGGACACCGCAAGGAACUGUUGCGGGAAGUCAGCAAUGUCCGCAACUCGCUUCUGUUCAGGAAUUCACAGUUUAUGAGCCGCAAUUCCUUCAUCAGUCGCAAUUCAUUUAUUCCUCGCCAUUCAUAUUUGAUUGAACCUGGUGCGGCUGAUGUCCUCUCUCAAUCCUUGGCUCAUCUCUCUCUGCAAGAAGCAGAGGAAGCAGAGGAAUCGGAAACCGUCGCAACUGCAGAUGGUGCUACUCCUGGUGAUAAGCAUUCCCUUCAUGAGAGCGAUGACCAAGAGACAGAGCAGGAUCGUGGAUAUAGUUAUGGCCAUGACAACGUGCAGAAGCAGUCGUCUGGACAAGCAAGAGAUGACUUGCAGACUAAAGAUAGUACUGGAGAACGGGACAGUAAGGAAGACAGCAUGAAAGAGGUCAAAAAGGCUGUUAUGAACGACGAACCAGUAUCUACUACCAGUACAGUUCCAGGAGUUAUUGUCUCGGAUCACACCAGCGGAGUAGCAGAUUCCAUAUCGAGCCCAGCACCCGUUUCCGAUCUUCCUUCAAAACGAGCCAUGGCAGCACGCAUGUCGCGGGUUUCACUUGCAAGCCAGAGAUAUCACAGCUCAUCAUUGAACCGACAAUCGUCAGCCGGGUCGAUAUCGUCGUUCUCUGCAGCCGCGCCCAGGGUAUGGUCCAGUCCUACGUCCGAGUCUGAGAUUAUACCAAGGCCCCGGCAGAAUGCGCUCUCGGACCUGAAGCAGCGUGGUGCCUCGGAGGGUGGUGGACGUACGGCCAGGGAUGUCGCGGGCGUCGUUCCUUUGGAGAACGAUUAUUCAUGGUGGAUUCGUGGCAAGUUCAUUGGCGUUGGCUCGUUUGGGCGAGUGUCGCUAGGAUGGCACAGGCAGCUGGGAACGUUCAUGGCUGUCAAGCAGGUCGAGUUGCCUGUCAAUAAGUCUUACAAGGAGGACAAGCAAAAGAUCCUGGUCGAAGCACUGGAGAGAGAAAUCGAUUUGCUCAAGGAGCUCCACCAUGAACGAAUUGUGCGAUACAUUGGUUCGGAUAUUGAAAAGGGACACAUUAACAUUUUCCUGGAGUAUGUGGCUGGAGGAUCCAUCGCCACACUGCUGUCCGACUACGGUCCUUUCUCAGAGAUCCUGGUCCGGUCGUUUGUGAAGCAGAUCCUGGAAGGUCUCGAUUACCUCCACGAAUGCGACAUUAUCCAUCGUGAUAUCAAGGGAGCCAACGUCCUUGUCGACGUCAAUAGCUGCAUCAAGAUUUCUGAUUUCGGUAUUUCGAAGAAAGUCGAGGACCAUCUCAAGUCCAUCCAAGUCAAGCCAUCACGGCCUUCGCUGCAAGGUUCAACCUUCUGGAUGGCUCCGGAAGUGGUCAAGCAGAUCGAGACGACAUACAAGGCUGAUAUCUGGAGUCUUGGCUGUCUCGUUGUCGAGAUGUUCACAGGCACGCAUCCGUUCCCACAGUUCUCGCAGAUGCAGGCGCUUUUCCAGAUCGGUUCGAACUGUACGCCCGAUAUUCCCGAGGACAUUUCUGACGACGCCAAAGACUUUCUCAAGCGCACCUUUGAGGUGGACUAUCAUGUACGACCUUCGGCGAGGAUUCUCCUGGGACACCUAUUCAUCCAGCAGCUGUCAUAGAUGUUGCAGCUGUGUAAUAAAUAUGUAUUGUUCACAAUUCAUCUCAAUGACGCGUCUUGGUAAACUUGGUAAAAUAACCUGUGCCGAAUGUAUUACGUGAACCCAUUCCAGCCCGCAACCUCAACCGCCAUUCACCUUACCAUGGACCAGCAACACCAUCAGAAACGGCACCGGAUGCAAGUCGACCAGGCGGGACAACAGAAUUCACAUGCAGAGUCAGGGGAGA